Molecule: messenger RNA, 19390 nt
Organism: Pocillopora meandrina
Lineage: Eukaryota; Metazoa; Cnidaria; Anthozoa; Scleractinia; Pocilloporidae
Source: the annotation of a GenBank genome assembly
AUGGAUUCCCUUUUAGUAUGGAGCACCGUCACUCUGAUUAUACUGCUUCGAACUUGUAAGUAUUAACUUUGUUUCACCAUUUCCUUCAACGUAUAUCAGCGUGUUUGACAUUAAUUAGACUGUGUCUUCUGUAAUACAAAACUCAUCGGCAAUUAGUUUAAAAUAUAUCGUAAAUUUACUACUUAGCCUAUUUGACACGAGGUCAGUCAUGCAAUGUCUCCUGAACGGGCAUCGUUCUUAGCGUUUUCAGAUGAGCGCAGGAAACUUGCCCUCACGUUUUAUUCCACUGGUACCGCGAUUGCCUCCGCACGCAAAAGAACGGGAAAAGUGACGCUUUAUUCUCAAGCUUUUUAAUAAAUAUCACGCGAAGUUCUCCAUUAAGAGAAGAAAGGGUUGUCUGUAUAACAGAAAUGAAACUUAAGCAUUUGAUGAUGCAAUUCUGGCACUCAUCUUUUUAAAUCUACCAAUGAGUUUGUAGCCUAGAAACAUGAUAUUCGACCAUAAACUUUUGGAUAAUUUCUCCUCAACAAGAAGCAGCGUAUCACCGUCAUUUUGUGAGAAUACGUUUUCACAUUAAAAAAAUAGUUUUCAGACAUACUUUUCCGGCGAAAAAGGAUUGACUACAAUGCCAACCCGAUGAAGCGAACGCGCGCACAACUUAAAUGUGACACAAGGAACUUAGCUCGAGGAAAAGCAUGCACGCGCGAGUGGUUGUCCCAACUCAAUUCACAGGAAAGUUUCACUCAUUAGCUGCUAAUGUGAAAGCACCAUUUUACAGACGCAGCAAGGAAGAAGUUGAUGUAACCUUAUUGAUAACGGCUAAUCCUGUUAAUCGGUUUAAAACCCAUUCAGCUAAAUACUAUUUGUACUUUUUCUUUCCUAUGCACAGACGUAAGCGGCGGGCCAACUGAGGUAAUGAAUACAGCAAGUUUUACUCAGUUAUUCUCAACAAGUUAUUUACAUUGCCGAGCAUUGACAUAGUCAACCUACUGGCCCAGUUGCCCAUGCAUCUUACCUAAGGUCAUACCGGUUUCUGUGGAAUAAAGCCACUGGGAGUAUUGUUGAUCCCCAUGGACUAGCUGAAGUCCGUUACAGGUUCUUCCCCCCUUUCCUCUCUCCCCGACGUCACUUACCUCUGAUUUAGUUCUGUUUUCUUGAUAAUUUGCUGAUUCCAAGUCGUCGGUAUGGUAUAUUCUAGGACACUGAUACCAAAGAUUAAUUUUAUGACGAUCGCUGAUAUUCCAAGCUGUUACUUCAACCUUUUGAUAUGUAUAAACUUAAUCUGUGGUUUUUACGCCCGAUGUAAAAGGGCGUUGUGCGAAGAGUGAUAACUAAAGGUGGCAGCGUGGUUAGUGAUAAGACUGAUGAAAUUUUAAUUUCAUUAGGAACAUUAAGAAUUAAAAUUCUUGAUACUCUUUUGCACGCCAAUGAUCCCGCAGAGCAGUAAAAAAUGGGGAAGGAAAAAACAAACAAAAACAAGAGAACCAGUUAUGGUCAAACGAUAAUUCCAUGUUAUUGUCUUCAUACUUAUUUCUUUUGAUUUUUCAACAGAAACUUCAUCAUCACAUGACAAAGAGAGAGAUUCAAUAUUACUUCAACGUGGACGAUCAUGACAAAGGUAGGAAACAGCUGUUUGUCCUUCAUACCCACUCUACGUCUCAUCCUGUCUGUCUGUAUGUCUUUCAACCUAAAUAUUAGGCUAUUGAACUGAUUUGAUAACUCAAUCAGUCAGUCAAUUAGUCCUUACUUCUAAAAUAGUUCAGUAAUAAAGUUUUAUUGGUAUGGUUAAAGUUUAAGUAUAAUAUUCUUGCCCUGUACUUAUAUUUGUCUUUCGACAAUUUUUAUCGAAGUUCUUCCGUUUAUCUUACCACAUGCGUUUGCGCUCCACAUAGGUAGCAAAAUUACCAUCAACCAUUUCUUAUUAUUUGUCUGUGUCUGUUUGUCUGUGUGUCUGCCUUGCUCUGCCAGUCUGUAUAUCUGUCUGUCGGUCAGUUCAUAGGUCUCUGUCUGUCCGUUUGUCUGUCUGUCUGCCUGUCUAUACGUGCUUUGGUGCGUGUGUCUUUUCGUCCGGCUGUUACUUUUAAACAAUUUCGAUCUUUCAUCCCUCCACAGUUCCUGAAUAUGAAGUCUCAAAUCCGUACCAAUCCAACGAUGAAGGAGAGUUUGUGUCAUAUUCCCUGCAUCCCGCCAGAGCAAAACGUAGCCUUGGAUUGGAUGAUUUUUCAUCUUUUAAACUGAAUGCAUUCGGAUCAAACCUUCAUUUAAAACUGAAGAGGAAUGAACACUUAAUAUCUCCGGGUCUCAAGGUUCUCCGUGAGAACAGCGACGGUUCCAUGACGUCAUAUCCAGUACCAGAAAACACAUACUAUCUCGGACAUGUCGCCUCCGAUCCAAGAUCCACGGUCGCCGUCAGCAACAAUGGUGGACUGGUGAGGUUCUCUUUUUACUUUGCUAUCUCUGGCUUUAAUUGAAAAGCGAAAACGAGAAAUAAUCAAAGUAAUGAUGACGCAAAAACUAACGAAAAAUCGAUCGAAUUAAAGAAAGAAUGCCAGAAUUACGCUAAUUUCUUAAUAUGUGCAACUGUAAAGAAUAACUACCGACAGAAACUGAACGGCGGAUGAACUAAGAAGAACACAAGUUUAGAUUCAGUAAAAUAAGUAAAAUAAAAGCACAAAAGGAAAAAUUGAAAUGGAAUGAAUUAAAGUUACUCUUUUUCCAUCAGACGGGGAUCGUGAAAACAUCACGUGACACGCUUUUCGUCCAUCCCCUUCCCGCGCAUUUGGCUAAGCACGUGACCAGCAGUGAAGAUGCAACGCCUCAUCUCGUUCACAGAAGAUCUGUAAAAGAAGAAGUCAUUUCCCUCAAAAAUGAUGUCAUGCACAUGGUAAAAGAAGGUAACGAGGGUUUUUUUUUUUUUUUAACUCUGAUGAAUAUUGUUUUCCCUUUUGACCCUUUACAUAUUAACAUAAGUAUUUACAUUUUCCUUACUGUUCUCCUUAUACUGUAUUGACAUGAAGAGUUUUGGGACCGUAGAGAGCUUCUUAAAUUGGUGAUCAUUUCCUUUGUUCUCUUGAGCUUUACAUUUGAUUCAAAGGUGAUACUGUGAGUAGAAACUAGAUGUCAUACGCUCUAAGGAGUUAAAGGGUUAAGAGAGAUGUGCUCCAGAAUCAAGCGUAUCUCAAGGUGCUUGACACGUUUUUAGACUCCAUUAAAUAUACCCAACUUUUCAUCAUAUGCGUUCAAAUAUGCUAACUAUUUUACUAUAAACAACGCCGUUGCGUGGUUCACAUGCAUACAGCUGUUGCUCUAAAUAUCGCAAAAUAUACAGCAGCGAGUGCGCGGCUAGAACACCCAACUACAAACUCUUGGCAUUAUGGGGUGCAUAGCUACUGCCUGUAUAGGAGAGAAAAUAGUCGCAAGGGGGGAGGGGGUCCACAGGAUUUUAGUUAUGUCACUAUAUAGUUUACGUGAUUCCCCAUCUCGUAGCAGUAUUCUACUGACCCCCCUUCCCUCAUCGGUCAACUUUCCCCUGGUCCCUUUUAUACUCUGGGACUAAUCCCCUUCUAUUUUCGUAUGAAAGACAUGUGAUCCCCUCUCAAAACAUUCCCCCGAUAAUCUCCUUCCUGCGAUAACUAAGGCUGGUCCCUAAUAUCAAUGGCGUAUUUUAAAUCGCAACUACUUUGAAUUUUCAGAUCCCUCAGACGAUGAAAAUAGCCGGGUGAAGAGAUCUAUAAUGUCCCACAGUCCUGUUCCAAAAUUUAAAACACUUAAAGUGGCGCUGAUGUGCCCACCAUCUCUCCAGAAGAAAUAUUCCCAGGGAAACUUACAGGCAAUUACUGGGGGCCUGGAAAACUACUUUAUGAUUCUUGCCAAUAUGGUAAGUCCAACCUUUUCACGUGUGUGCGUUGUGUUUUAUCGACAAAAAAACAUUUUUUCCAUAUUUUUCUAGAAGGGGGGGACAUGAGGAGAGUUAUUUUGAAGUUUGCUUCAAAGUAUGUUAUGGCUUCGCAGCACAGGAUAGAUAAAAUAAUAUUUGGUUUAUUUAUACUUGCAACGAAGCAGGAAGGAGAAUUAAGGUGGCCAGAAUUAGACACUUAAUUUCGACGUCAGCGUAGAAUUCUUACUUUGCGUGUUGCCUAAAUAUACAGCUUGUUUCCUUUCAUCUCAUUCUCAGUGGAGUGUCGCGCAUCUUUCGAUUCACAGAAAAAUUCCUUGUUUCUAUGUGAAUCAUGUAGGUUGCUGGCAUGUUUCAAGAUCCCUCAAUUGGUAAAAUGAAGAUUACUUAUGUCGUCACUAGAAUCCUUAUCAUCGAUCCUGUCCGGGUACGUAUGCUUGUCGGAGCUAGAAAAUGAUACUCUGAUGUUUUAUGUGUAUAAUUGUAAAUUGUGGUUUAUCGUAAAUAAUAAAAUCUCCAAAAGUAGUGGUCUACUGACCCAAAUAACUUCAGGAAAUAUCGAUGAUUUCCCCACAGUUUACGCAUGUUUGGUUCUUAGUGUGAGCAUACUGGGAGAGAGUGUGUUUACGUAGUUUACGUAGUUUUUAGGGGGAAACGGAGAGGGGGGAAUGUAAAUUUUUCCAGAGCCUAAGAGGGGGAUCAGCUAAAUUAUAUUAUGACACAACAAUAAUCCUCCAGCCCCCCAGGUCAUGAAUAGUGAUCAGUCUCUCAGUAUCCAAAAUUUUUUUCUAUUUUCUUUUUUGUCUGUGUUUUCUCUUUUCCUUCAUUUUCACUCCAAUUGGUAUCUAGUAUGGUUUCAAGCAAAGUGACAGCAACAGCAUCAAACUAUCCAGGAUAGCUAGAAAGACGAGGGAAAACAACGCGAUACAGAAAGUUCCAUUUGAUGUCUUCAGUUAUAUUUCAGAGUAAGCAAUAGAUAUUUACUGCUCUUAUGGUCGCUACUCCUUUAGGUCUCAGCAGCAUGUUCUACACCCCCUUCCCCCGUUCCUUCUUCCGUGCGUUCCUCGUUUGAUGUUCUUCCAACAAUGUAGCUUUAUCCAUUAUCCACACCCCAAUUAGAGCAAAGUAACUGAUCAGGAAAAUUUCGAAAAUUUCACUUGACGUGGGACCAGCGUGAUACAGGUUUCUCCACGUCCUUUGAAGAAAAUGUAACCAUAACAACAGACAACAGACCGCAUUAUCCAUUCCAAGAAUUUGAAAAUCACGAGCCGUUACUACGCCGGUAAGCCAAAAACAAAGUGUGGUCGACUGCUUUUAAAAAAUAAACUUAAAACAAGCACGGAAAUUUUCAAUUUUUUAUGGGUUUACUUAUGCAAUAAACGGAAUCAGAGCGCUCGUAGUAUCUCUAUAAUGUCAAAUAGAUUAACUCGACUAUGUUUUAAUAUUUUUCAGCAAAAUCUCCGGUGGAGGUGAGUGUUAUUCUUUUAUCUUGAUACCGUUAUGUGACAUUUAGUAACUGCGGCUAUUUCCGUGCUUCGAGCUUAAAACAAGGUAUAUCAAAAUUUGUUGCUAGGGUAGAUUCCUGAAAAUGUCUCCAGACGAUGGAAUGAGUAACUUUGGUGUGAGGUUGACUCGUUGAAUGAUAAUUAAACAUGGCCUCUGCUGUCACAUGACUUCUGAUCCAUCUGAUCCUGAUGACAAUAGUUGCGGGCGAGUAACUUGUAGUGGUUUGAUAUCCUUUCCAUGGGGCUGCAAGGGGGGAGAGGAGGGUAGGGAAUCUAGCAAUACCCUGGCUCAUUUCGGCUUUCCUGCGUGCAUGGCCAUUGAGAUCUACCGUGUGCCAAGUUUGCGUUAAGUGCGUACAUUCCUGCGAAUUUAGGUUUUUCAAAGGCUAUCUGCAAAAACUGGGGAACACGGAUAUUUUAGAUAAAAGACUAUCACGACAAUAUAAAUUUGGCAAACGUUCUGUCGAACAGAUACGGUGAGAAAGAGAAACGAUCUUAUAGCCUGCAACAGAAUGCGAACAUCAAAAAUGCCAUUUUAGACUGGCAGUGCUUAACUUUUUCGAUCAAAAACUGAUGGAAACUGAAGAGUUCAAUUAUUAUCAAAAUAGCUCAGUGGCGACGCAGUACUCAAAAUGGUUUCUUUGGCUCAACUGAAAUGCGAUAUUUAUCUUUUCAGCCCUCGCCAUUGCCAAUCAGAUUUGUGCAGUACCUACAGGGAAUGUGAAUCAGGAAAUCGGUUUGCCAACAUCAUUGCAUCUCGCCCACGAGACCGGACAUAAGUAUGUUAUUUAAUUAUCAGAUAAAAAAUUCAGUUCUUGCUUGAAAAAUCCUUUCCUUAGAAAAUGCUUCUACUCACAAAACAAGAGAGAGAAAAACCCAACCAAAGAACACAAUAAGAAACCAACUAAAUGGAACAAACACAUAUUGAAAAAAUUUAACAGAAAAGACUAUGUUAAAAUUGCUGUCCAAAACUGGUUAUUGAAUCAAGACAUUCCUGCGGAAAAGCGAUUUUCAUUUGAACUUUGAGAGACGCAAUCCAGUGCUGCGCUUUACGAUCGUUCUUGAGAACUCUCUACCAGUCAGUUGUAGACUUAGACCAAAAACUCCUCGGCUAUUUGGGUUUGACGCUUUCACUCCCAAGAUCUUAUUAGUAAUUCUCUCUACUGUCUGUAAAACAAUUCUUAUGAUGUUGGGUAGGAGAACUUGGUUUUGGAUCAGUAAAUAAUCUCCUAAUCGAUAAAAUUUUUUUUUCCUCGUCAGUCGUCUGCUCGACAUUGUAUUGAUAUUGUAAGGAGAAAUUCCAUCUUGGUCAGCCAAGAGGGUUGAUGGGUUAUGGCAGUUUACACUUAGACGUCUGAGACUUUUUACGUUAAGUUCUCACAGAUUCCUCUUGAUAACUACGUUUGUACUGAAUGGCCAACCUGCCAACUUUGGUUUUAAUUUUACCCCAUUCAAUACUGAACGAAACACUGUAUAAGUGAACAAAAACUUGGUGACCGAAACAGAAUUUGAAAAUCAUUAAUAGAAAAAAAACAUCCAACAACCAUUUAUGCACUCUGUACUUGUACAUUGCGCUUAAAGGCCUAAGGUCUUGUCAAAGAUGAUCUAUGUAGAACGUAGUAACUUUAAAGUCAUUCAUGUAUGCUUUUGUUGCUGUAUAUAAUUUCAGCAUGUACCUCGAUCAUACCAGUGGCGACUGUGCUCUAAAAGCUUAUAUCAUGAAUGCUGCACUACCAGGAGGACCUCAUGCCACAGAGUGGUCAGAAUGCUCCAGGAACGUCAUUCAGCGUUUCUUGGCAGACGAGUGCGUACAUAAAGAAUAAGUCUAUCUGGAAUAAAGAAUAGUCUACAGGGGCUUACCCGGUGGGGAAGGGAGGGGGAAGGACAUCUUAGGUAUCUUCGAACCCCACUCCGCGGGAAAAGUUUUUUGAAUCAUACAAAUCUUACAAUUCAGGUUUGCGAUAGUUUGUGAAUACGAAGAAUGCUACAUCUUGUAUGGUACACAGUACAAGGUGAGAUAACAAGAAGUCGUCGCCGCUGCAUUUCUCUCGCUCCCUUCCAUAACUCUUCCCCGCUGAUCCUCUUCGCUUGUAUCUCCUUUUCUUCUUUUCGUCGCCAUGAUCGGUAAAGUGUGAACUUUUUUGUGUUUUUGUUUUGGUUCUUACAACAACUUACAACUUUCUUUGCGCAGAAAAAAAUCUAAAUGUUUAGAUGAUGGUCCCGUGGGUGAUCACCCCACAAUUCUUCCCAGUUUCCGGGGAAAACUUCCCGGGAAAAUCAUCAGUGGCGAUGAACAGUGCAUAAUGCAUUAUGGGGAAGGCUGGAAACAAUACAAUCCGGUAAUUAGUCGGAAUUUUGCUUCAUUUUACAUUCAGUGUUUUUAUCAGACCUUCAAGAGAGUGUUCUAGGUCAGCACAUCCUUUGAGGCUGAAUUUUAGAGCAUACAGUAAUCACGAAAUGAUUCACUUGUUUAUGCGCUUCACAUACUUAAUUCUGAUGUUCUUCCUUUUCAAGAGAACCAGAGAAUUGGCUCAGAGUUCUUUACCAUACUUCCCAGUUAGUACAUGCGCUGAUUGGUCAAGUUAGCGAGCCGCAUUUCACUAUACGUCUCACUGAUUUCAACCAUUUGUUUGAAUUGAAGGAUAUGAUUAACAUCUUACUGACCUCAUUUUCUUAGUCCGCACAGUAAUGUGCGGAGCCUCGUUUCAUUCUUUAAGUCCCGUGCGCUUCGCACUUGGGCCAUAAAUCAAAACGGAAUAACUUGGUCCGUAAAUUGCAGCACAGACCUCAACCUCGGUUAAUAAGAUGUAUAAAUUUGCCUAAUUUUUUCUGUGGCAGAGGAAGGCCAAGUAAGUCAUAAGCGUGUAUUAUCAGUGUCAAACUUUGACAUAAGAAUUUGAACUCAAUUCAACUUUAUAAAUUCUUGGAUUCAGCCAAUUUUUCCCUCAAAAACUACGCCAAUCAAGCUAAAACUGCAUGUUUCUCAACAAAAGUUAUAGCGAAAACAGAGACAAUGUACAUGUGACAUGUGCUGAAAUGUUAUUGUUAUGUCUUUUUUGAUAAUGAUGUUCUUUUUUCUCAUCUCGUUUUUAUUUCUCCUUUUUUUAGUCCAAUUGUGUUUACUUAUCUUGUAUCAAGGAAGGCACGUUGUUGGGUAGAAAUACGAUUGUUGCAGAUGGAACGGAAUGCGGAUUCCAAAAGGUAAGCAUGCGACAUCAUCGGCUACCUGUGAAAAGGGCCGCCUAUAUUUGCAUAAUCUGAAAUUCAUCUGUAUAAUUUUUUUUCCUACUUCAGUUGUUGAAUUCAAUUAUCACCAAUCUGUGACUCGCUGACGAUGAAACAGCACGUUACAGAUUAAAUAACUCUCUGAAUUGAUGACUUAUUAUUCAGUCGGUUACUUGUUGAUUCGCUUACUAAGUGACUAUCUUAGUAAAUGACUCGCCAACUCGCUGGUUCAAUAAUAUAACUCGUUCACUUGAUUACUAGUUAACUCCUUAAUUUGCCGACUCGCUAACUCACUAAUUCGAUUACUUACUGGCUCAUUUACUAUUUGAAUCUUUGACCCGCUGACUCGCUGACUCGCUGACUCGCUGACUCGCUGACUCGCUGACCCACUGACCCGCUGACCCGCUGACCCGCUGAUCAGGUGACUCUUUUACGUUGGCUACUGAAGGCGUUGACUUAACGACUCACCGAACCGUUUACUUAUUAAUUCCUUAACUCGCUAAUUGAAUGACUUGCUAACUCACUGACUCGUUGACUAGUUAGCUGAUCAAUUGUUUUUUAUUUAACCAGGUGACCUGUUGACUCGUCUAAUUCGUUUAAAAAAAUUGACCCACUAAUUCGCUGACUCGAUGGCCCACUACUUCACUGAUUCGAAGACUUGUCUAUCCUGCGGUUAAUACGCUUGUUCAUUUACUUAUUUUAAUUCAAGUGGUGCAUUAAGGGAAGAUGUGAACAGUCAGGCAUGGUAGAAAAUAUCUCCUGGUCUGAAUGGGGCCCUUACUCUCAGUGUACCCGAGAUUGUGACGGAGGUGUCCAGUACAGAGAGAGGCAUUGCGUAAAUGCUAAGUAAGUCCUUACUUUUCUUGUUAUCCUCUUCUCUGAACAGGGAAAGGUUUUUUUUCCCCGGUAGGAUCUUUUACACGUGUCUUGUAGAAAUUUUUGAUAUUUCAACCUUAGUCAACAGCAAUCCUAGGCUCAAAUCGUAAAUGCCGAUCUUAGGUUAGAGAAUUUGGUAUUGGAUCAACUAAUGAUUCCCUAAUUGAUAUUUUUUUUUAUUCAGUAUUUGUUCUCAUCACUUUUCCAUUUGAUAUUGUAUCGAUAUUGUUAGGGGAAGUUCUGUCUUGGUCGCUCAUGGGAGUUAGAACGAGAAAGGGUUCAGGAAACACUUCAAACCCCUCUUAAAACAUUUGCUUGCCUAAGUUUUUUGUCAUAUGUGUUUGCCAUGAUUGCAUUUUUCCUAUUAUUUUUUCUUCUAAAAUACCUAGCGGUUAAGAUAACUCACGAGCUUAGAGGCCUACGUAACGGAGAGGGAGCUGGUCCCAGUCUCCGAAGCAUGAAGCGACUAGAAGCUUGAAUGUUGUUACUCCCCCCGAAUGGGAUGCGGUGUAUUUAAGGUUACCCCCGCCCAUUCCCCAGCAUUCUCUGGUACCUAUUUAUACUCCUGCGAGUAUAAAGGCACUGUCGAAUGUGUCCCGCCCAAGAAUACGGCACAAUAACCCAGAAGCCAGACAUUUUGAUCCGCAGUUCAGAGGGCUAAUUAACCAUUUGGUUACAGCGCCUCCUUACAAUUACAACAAUACUUCUUCUUUCAUGGAGCUUACCAUUUUUAAUAUCCUAAGGCCUCGUUAUGGAAAAAAUUGUAAAGGCGUCAGGAAAGAAUACAGGCUUUGUAAUCCGCAGGUUAGUACUACGCAUGCAUCGACAAGGCUUUUCAUUGCAAUUUUUUUUCAGUUUUUUAAAAAUAUCCGUCGCACAGUGAGGCGAAAUGAAACUAUUACAAUCAUGGAUUACUUUCAACAAUAAAUUGAGACAUUACUCCAAGCUUGGCUUUUAUUCAAAAGAGUCAGAUGGAUAUUGUUGACUGACAUUUAUUAUACAAACGAAAAAUACAGUGAUUUUACGACGGUUUUGCUGUAUAUUUAACCAUUUGCGGCGAGGUAAAUAUCUACCGCUAGCUACCGAUACAGAGGUGAAUAGUUGUUUCAGCAUAAACUUAAAUAUUUAGAUAAUAAAGCGCAGGCGCUAAUCCCGCGCAGGUUGCUCGGAAGUGAAUAACAAAGGAUAUUCGGAUUUUGAAUAGCCAAUCAGAGCGCGCCUUCAACGCUAUCCCCUAUUUUAGUAUAUGCUAGACACGUCUAUAUCCAUUUUCCCUUCAUCAACCCAUUGUCUUGCUAUGAUCUUGUUAUCUUCAAAUAGGCUUAUCUGAGGUUCCCCUCACAUCUAUGAUACCUUGUCGAUUGAAUCGUAAUUUUCUUGUGAUGCUUUUGGUUUCCAGGAUUGCCCAAGUGAGGAACAAAACUUCAGGAAUAUAUAUGGUCAGCAAGUGUGCAAAGGAAGGAACCCCAAUUACGUCCUUUACAACCUCGCAAGAGACGGUAAGAGACCAUAUCAUUUGAUCGACGACAAAGUGAAGAAAUAACUAAAAUUUCGAGAACCGAGAUCCGAGAUCCGAGAUCCUGGUCUAGUUCCCGGUCAGGAUAGUGCUGGUAUUUCUGCCGAGUUUCUGGUAGCUCCCGUUCGGAAUUGUUCGAGGUCAUGCUAGUAGUUCCAUUGUCCGUUGCCCAUUGCUUAUCAGUUACAAUUUUUUUUGCAUUGUCUUUGCAGCAAAGUUGUUAUUGUUGUCUUGAUCCCGCCCCAAUUUCUUCUGUACAGCAAGAUAAUCGCGUCCAAAUGUUUUGGGUGAAAUAUUGUAUUCACAUCGUUGAAGAAACACGUUAAGGUAGACUAAACGAGCUCACAAACUUCGAACCUAUUUAUUUUAGCAUGUCACAUAUACUGUAGAGAAGGAAAUCUGGUUAGGAGAAUAGGAACCUUCAAAGACGGUAUCAGAUGUACCAACAAUAGAAAGGACCGCAGCGUCUGUGUUCAAGGAAAAUGUAGAGUAAGUUUUGCUACCGUAGCUUACGUGUUUAUCUUGUGCAUAUACCUAUCUGUGAAAUAUAAAAAUAUAUAUCCGGUUUAAUUUCGCCUUGAAGGAGUAUGAAUUAUUUCCAUUAGGCUUGGUAGUAAGUUUUUUUCAUCGGAGAGCCAAUAAAAGUAAAUUAAAAGCCGCAGAGAUUUUGUGACCAAUCCUAUAUAUUUCGACUUGGCAAAGUCUACGGCAAACCGUUUCGUUUCUAUUGCUUCCAUGACAUAUCAUCGCAACUGAUUUAUCAAUGUUAUACAUCACUGCACAAACUCAAACCAAUUCAAUCUGUCCCAGGAAAAAAUAAUUCUCGAGAAUUUUUCACGUCAUAUGAAAAAUUAUGUUGUUGCGACUCAUACCUGCGACUUGUCGCAACGACUCUUCACUUGAUGUUUUCGUUCUUCACGCUUUCAUAAUUUAAAGCAAGUUCCAUCACCUCUUAAAUUCGACGUAUUCAAAACUGAGUUAAUUUUCUCUACUUCAUUACUUUAUGUAUAAGUCGGUUGGUUGUGAUAACGAGUUAGAUGGAAAAACAGCAAUCGACCGUUGCGGUGUUUGCGGAGGAGACGGAGAUACCUGCAGUAAGAUCAAAGCAACCUUCAAAGACUCUCCAGCUGAAGCAGGUAUUAAGGGCUAAGGGACCAGUCGCUAUUUAUUUGCCUGGGCGGUCGGUUUCCCCCCUAUAUUUACUAUAGUUCUGUAUGGUUCUUUUGCUCUAAAGUUAUCAUUACUUGCUAUGUUAAUUGUUCUCUUUGUCUUUCUGACAAUUUUACUUCCUCUUCCUCCUUUUUAAAAUGAGGCUUUUGCUUCAGAAAAAGUUAAUAUCAUUUGCCAUUUGUGGUAGAACGGUAGUUUUAUACGUUUAAUUUCCUCCUUUUUAAACUGAGGCUGUUGCUUCAGAAAAAGUUAAUAUCAUUUGCCAUUUGUGAUAGAACGGUAGUUUUAUACGUUUAAUUUCAAUUAAAUUUCUUUUUAAUUUCUAAUUUAAACAGGCCCCGAGAAUGCGAUAGAGGUAGCAGAACUUCCAGUUGGAACUAGAAAUGCUGGUUUCGUGGUGGUUGCCAACACUUUAAAUUAUUUAGGUCAGUACAGAUAUUUCACCGAAACAAGGGGACUCUAAUGAAAAAUCAGAUAUAAAACAUGGAGAAAUUUCAAUUGAGUGCCAAGAGCAACCAAGGAUGGCUUCGGCUCUUUUAUAUGAUAAAGUAGCAGAAAUAGUACAUUUUACAGUUGUGAGUGGUUGCCAAGCCUUGGAACAGGAGUGAGGCUAAGGUUAACCUUGUUAUGAUAUAAACCUUGCUGUAUUUCAAAUGUCAAUUGCUUUGUUGUUACGCCAACUAGAUACUGGUCUCUAUCACAACAAGGUCAUCCUCAGACUCGUUCCAAAUCAAAGGCUUGGAAACUAAGUAGACAACUGUGAAAUGGUCUAUUCAGUUAUUAGUGGUGACGUCAUCUAUGCGUCUGUCCUCCGAGAGAUUCAGUGAGGAGCCACCAAAAUGCGUGUCGAAUUCAGCUUAUCAUAUAAUUAGAGUUACUUUUGAUUGAUUGUCGUAAACCAAACCAAAGUAAUCACUAGUUGCAAUUUAAAAACAAAGAAAUUGUGACAAGAAACCAUUGAGAUCACAAAGAAAGGUUAGGUUAACUUUAUUUUCACCACAACUGGCAGUAAUGUUGCAAUCUGAUUGGCCAACUGCCAAUUUACCGUUGUCCAUAACAGUACACACAAUGCUUCUGGCGUCAACGUGUCACGCAAUGUUUUUUUUCAGCUCUCAAACAUCGUUCAAACAAUCGUGUAUUUGACAUCGAUAUUAUGAUAAAAACAAAUCGACAUUGAUUCAGCGCGGUCUGUACUCUUAUCGAUAUUCGUCAUCACAGUGGUCAAAAUUUGUUGCGGACUCACUCGGCUGCGCCUCGUGAAGACGAAUCUCGUUGUCGAUAAAAGAUCACCGGCGCUAAACUACUUUUAAUGAGCCAGCGUAGCCCAUUCAGCAACAUGGCUAUUCUCUGUAGGAGCCCUGGUGAUAGAAAUUACAAUCGUGAAAAAAAAAAAAAAUUGAUUAAAAAUUGCAAAAUAAAUCACGCUAUUCUGAAUUUAAAAAUGGAGUAUUUUCUUAAAAAGAAGAAAGAAAUUCUGCUCUUUGAUCUUUGGUAAGUAGUGUGUCAAAAGGAACGAGCAAUCUGCCUGAAACGCGGGAAAACAAAAGUGAAUACGUCGUGAUUAGUUUUGGUUGUAUAUUGGAUUGAUUGGGUAGGGGAUUGUAGUGAAGCAAGACCAGAGUAACUUUGACACUUGAUGGAGAAUUGCUUCAGUUGCAUUGCAAAAUGUGCAAUUUUGGUUACUUUAUUUAUUUCCUUUUCUUUGUAGGUGUAAUUGACGCUCAAGGCAAAUUCAUAGUUGGGGGACAUCUGGGCGGAAAUCAAGAAAAACCUGCCGCUGGCACAGUGAUAAAGUAUACCCAUAGAAAUAGGCCGGCAGCAAGAGACGUAGUUACUAUAGUUGGCCCUACGAACGCUUCGCUGAGAGUAAUGGUAAGUAAGGAAAAGGCUGCCGCAUGAUUGCUUUUGAAGAGGAACAAAUAAAAUUCAGAAAAUCAAUUAUUGUUAGCAAUCGCCCAUUUUGACAUACUGAAUCAAUUAUGUCAUCGUCCAACAUAACUGUGUUUCAUCUAUCUUUCUUUCAGUGAUUGAUCGUGAUCUAAUUAAACCAAAAAUUAUUUGUUAACGAAAGUUAUUUUUUCCCUUUUUAAAGUACAUAAAGAGAUCACCAAAAACUGGAGACAACCCUGGCGUGAUGUAUCAAUACCUCAUUCAAGGCUCGUCCUCAAGCUCUUCACUCGGCUACAAAUGGGUGGUUGGGGAAUGGUCUACUUGUUCAAGGACUUGCGCUGUCGGUAAGGCGUAAAAUGUAUUUUAAUAGCCGCCAAUCUAAAUGUAAAUUAAUAUCUAGAGGUGAAAUUCUAUUCCAGACAUUCUAUGGUCCAAAACUAAAUUUUUUUCAAUAAAUCACACAGAACCUACGAUUUUUCUAUUCGCUCAAAACGUUAGUUUUAAAAACUCUUUAUGGUGGCUAAGUUACAUUAUUUAAAAACCAAAUCAUCCUGUUAUACCCCCAACUGAAGCAGCACCAAGAUUUCUUUUGAAACGUCCCCACUUCUCAUUACAAAAAAAAAAAUCUUCGAAUGAGAGGGAAGAGCUCCAGGUUUUAUAGAUUCUUCUUUCUUACAGGUACAAGAACACGUGAUGUUCGUUGUAUUAGGAUAGAUGACGAAAGUCCUGCCAGUAACUCUGCUUGCCCUGGAGAAAUGCCAGCAGUCGAAGACUGCAACACGCAGCCUUGUGCAGCAAAGUGAGUUGUACCGAUUUAAGUCUCAUUUCCUUAGGGACGCGUUUUACGCAGGCGACAAGUUUUAGCAUCAUCGCCGGUUUUCGUGACCGAUCUCUUGAGUCCAAGAUUGCUGGAGUUAGACAACGCAUUGCAUCGUAGCAGUGGUCGGGUUUGACCGACCUCACUCGUAAGUUUUAACAAGCAGAUCUUUCUCGAACUUUUUCACAUGCAGUUCUACUCAGUUAGGGAAUACUUUUUAUAAAUGUAUUGCCAAAGCCAACCUGUUCUUACCAGCAGCAAACGCCCUACAGAACUUAGAAGUUUAUCUGUUUAUAACGGAUUACAUUGUGGUGUCGUUAAACCAAACUAAAGUAAUCGCAAAUGGAGAAAAAAGCGUGGGGAAAAAAUGCAAAUAUGAAAGCGCUUCAUAAGUGUCGUGGAGACCGUGUUUCCAAAGACAUUAACGGUAACUUUAUUUCGAUGUUUCAGAUGGACUCAAGAAUGGACCUCUUGUUCGAAAACAUGUGGAAACGGACAUCAACAACGUCAACUAAAAUGCCUGCACGAAGUAGCCUUGGACGACUUCAGAGAAACUGAUUUAUGCUCAGAACCGAAACCCGUUAACGUUGGACCAGCUCUGCUGGCCUGCAAUAGAUACCCUUGUCCGGCUGCAUGGAAUGUUGGGCCCUGGUCUGCGGUUAGUUGAAUUGUAUAUUAAGUUAAACCCUAAUCAGACAAUAUAAACCUCUAUGAAAAUAAAGAUUGUAACUUUUGCACUCGGUCGACGAAUAAAAAAAAAGAUGCCCUUCACAUGUUACGAGCAUAGGGGAAGAAAGGAAAGAGGUAACCACUCGGAUUUCAACCUCGGUAACAUCAUCAAGGAAAUUUGAAUAUAUUUAUAUGAGGAGCUUUUUGAUAUUGAGAAGGUCCUCCAUACCCUAGAAAAGCUUGAGGACCCUGAAUUUGAAAUAUUUAAAUUCUAUGUGGAAAAGGAAGGCCCUCAUGCUGUUUUUUUUAAUACUGUUUAAAGUGAGCAGGCAGUUCUUUGCAAACAUCUCAUAGCUGGUUCGAUGUAUUUCAGACGAAUGAGCUUUAGUGAGUGUCCCAGGAAUAUCAAGCUAGUAUCUACGAAUCUAAAAUCCCAGAAUCCGACUGAGGACCACUAUUUGGUAUUUCCCUUUCGCUUUUGAGAAGCCUCACGCUAGCAUCACCCUGAAUAUUCAAUCUUUUAGCGUAAGAGAACUAUCUAAAUUCUUUCCAGUUUCUCAAGCAAAAAGGGCAAGAUUGAAAUCAGAAUUGGUGAUUCCCAUGGCAUAGUUUACAAGGCCUUAUUAGUAGUACAAAAUUAUAACGUAUUUUCCCGGCAAAAUGGUGAUUGUAUUGAUGGAGGUACUGUUUAUCAAGCUAGCCCAUAGAGUAAAAGUUUGAUUUUUCAUGUUUCCUGAACUGCAGUGCCCCACAAAGUGUGCAGUUGGAAUGAUCCGUCGUGAGGUUUCAUGCUCAAGAAUCGACGAAUCCGGAAACUUAACCAUCAUUGAUCCAGAGUUUUGCCGAUAUAUGAACAAGCCUCUUUCUGAAAUGAAAUGUAACGAGAAUAAACCUUGUGGAUGUAAGUCACUUUAUUUUGUACUCGUAUCUAGAAGAAGAAAAGAAAAUUAUUUCAGAGGUAUCAAAAUAAUGUCCGCUUAUAUUUCUUGGUUCAGCGAGACCACCCACCUGCCCUCCCAUUGGACAUAACUGCUCGAAUGGAGGAAGCUGUCAACCGGAUCCAUCAGGUUACAAGUGCGUUUGUGACAAGGGAUUUACUGGCGUCGAGUGCGAAAGUAAGUGUGCAUGAGCCAAGUGGCCUGCACUGUUGGAGUUUGUCCAGGCUUUUAAAGUAUGAAAUAACUAGAACGAUGAAUAGAUGGUAAGCUUUGGGCACGGUAAAGAAAUAUAAAAAAGAUGUUUUCCGUCUUGUCAUGAGCGUGGGCCAAAGAAGAAAAUUCUGAGUCAACAUAAGGAAUCGAACCUCAAACCUUCGUAUUCCGCACUCCGAUGCUCUACUACUGAGCCACAGAGACUCUAUGGUGAGUAAGGCCCAUUACGAAGUUCAUGUGACACGCAUCUUGCAUACAGACAAGACGAAGCAUCUUUCUAUCACUGGAAAUGUUGUGGGAAACCAAACCAUCAAAGGACUCCUCCUCAUUAUUCUGACAGAGCUCCUUCACCGUACCGAUGGCGCCCAUGAAUACACUUAAAGUAGAUAUAAAGAGGCACGUGAUGUCGUCGAACUGCAUCAGUCAGCACUCCUACCCGAGCCCCAAAGUUUUGAUCCUACAGCUUUCGAUUUACGAAUUUCCAUCUCAAAUUACUGAACCAUUAAAUUUCUCCUUUAUUAUGUCUUUUUUUUAUUAAUCAAUAGUAAAAUUAAACCCAUGCGACAAGAAACCGUGUUUAAAUGGUGGUGAGUGCUCAGCGGGGAUCGUUCAUCAUUACAAUCACACCUGCAAGUGUCCCCCUCUCUUUACAGGAAGGAACUGCGAAAGUAAGUUCAUUGUAUUUUCGCUUUCAUGUGAAAAUAAAUAAAGUAGCCUGCAUUUGGCGGUUUAAAAAUGUGCUCCUACAUUUUUCCAUUACAUUAAUUGACAUUAAUUGUUGCCAGAAGUUCAUAAAAAUAACACAAAGCAGUUUUAACCCUUAUAGGUAGUGAUUGUUGGAUCUUCCUACACGCGCUUUACUGUGUAAAUAUAGUUUUGCGAAAUGGUUUUACGAAGAUACAUCGAUCGCGAGUAAAAAUUGUAGUACUCUACCACUGUAAAAAUAAGGUGUUUCGUCCAGCUAAGAUUGAGCAGUUGAAAUAUUCCGGUCUUUAUCUCUCCCAUUAACAUUCUACUUCCGUUCAUUCAUAUUCCUUGAUAACAAAUAAUUCAAUUUAAUAUUCUCUCCGCUUUCUAUCGAUGUUUAUUCAAUGACAAAUUAAAAUUACGUGAAAAUUACUCAAACAAAUACCAAAAUUUAAGCAUACUGUUUUAACAUUGUUCACAUUACUUAAAAAAUCAGAUACAUAGUCGUUCUAGGAGCCUUAUCUGAAGAUUUCUCGAAGUUUAGUCGAAUUAUUUACUCUUUCAAAAGUGUCUGUUUGUCUUUCAAGUAUUAAUGUUUAUAUUGAUGUAUCCACCUUUCACUUCAGCUAAAAUAACAGCUUGCAUGAGCAAUCCUUGUUUAAACGGAGCCACUUGUGACGAUAAAGGUCUCUCAGACGAAUAUACUUGUACGUGCCCUCAAGGCCUUACGGGUCAGCGUUGUCAAGGUAACAUUGCAUGGACUUUUGAAGCAUUUGAAGUGCUCUUUAAUUUUCAAAGCUCUUUUUAUGAAAGUGUAAUUUGACCAAAACCAUUUGUGGUAUAAUUAAUUCCACAAAUGCUACUUUAAGGGAAGUGUUAAUGUGGAGAGUUUGAAUAAUUAAUGAAAAACUCACAGUUUGUUAGUUCCAGGUUCGAGCCUAAUGAAUUCUCACGAUUAUUUUUUGAACACAAUUUUUUUGUCACAAUGCAUUUCACCAUUGCUUUAAUUUGUUACAGUUUCAGCGUUUUAUCGCAUCGGAUGUUUUAAUCACAAAGGAAAUGUGAUACCCAAACUGGUAGACCUGAGAAAAGAGGUGAAUCUCAAAGAUACUCAACCCACGAUUAUGAAAUGUGCAGAGCUAGCCCAAGAGAAUGGUUAUAAGUACUUUUCUGUCGGACUGAACGGAAUUUGCUUCUCUGGUCCAAAAGCUGGUGAAAGCUAUUUUACAAAAGGUGCUGCUCCUAACAAGAAAUGCGCUAAAGGCAUUGGCUCAAAAGCCUCUUCUGUCGUUUUUACGUUUGGUAAGUAAAUUCACUUGUGGCUGCGUCUCGUGUGCCACCUUUUAAAUUGUUCUUGCAAUAUUUUGAAGUCAACUUGCCGUUAUAUGGAGUGUGUAAGUCGUGUUGUGUAAACAAUUUUUUAUAGCCAUUCCUCUUUUUUUAGCUUUUUCAAUGUUCAUUAGAAAACACAGGAGUGACGAGACGUUGGGUCUAUGAAUUGUGACUUCUUCGGUUACAUUCUUUUAAUUUGUAAACCAGGUAGCAUCAAACCAUGUCUGAUUGUCCACCUGGUUACCAUGUGAACUUUAAUAUACGAUAAUAGUUAUAUAAUUUUCACGCACUUUCCUCGUCAAAACACUUUUUCUUUGGCAUCUAGAGUCUGUUCCAUCUUACAAGUCUCUCGGUUGCUACGUUGCCUCGGCUAAGAAGAGACCAAAACCUUUGCGAAUUAGAUACAUCAACUUCCGCAAUCAAAAGAACAAACAGAACGGAGUGACUAUUGAUCAGUGCGCCCGCGUAGCAAAGGCCAAGGGUUACGCAUAUUUCGCUGUGCAGAACACGGCAGAAUGUUGGUCUGAUGUGAAUGCUAGGGACACCUACGAUGACCUUGGUCCUUCUCAAAAAUGCAAGGGAGGAAUAGGGUUGAAAGGAGCGAACAUGGUGUAUCAGUUCAAUGGUGAGAAUUGCAUUUCAGUCGAACCUGUGUAA